Molecule: messenger RNA, 1999 nt
Organism: Nerophis lumbriciformis (worm pipefish)
Lineage: Eukaryota; Metazoa; Chordata; Actinopteri; Syngnathiformes; Syngnathidae
Biological process (GO): leukocyte tethering or rolling
Cellular component (GO): plasma membrane
Source: RefSeq, a predicted model, not a curated record
AUGCAUCUUCAACCUUGGCACACUUUCCUGUCUCGUUGUUGGCAUGUGUCAGCGUGUGCUGCGGCGUCCUCGUCCUCGUCCUCCAGACCGGCACGACCUCAACGCGACGUUUUUCUUCGAGCUCCCGCGGCAGACAAGAUCUUCCAGCUAGCAAUGAUGGUCCUCAGGUUGAAGACCUACUGGUUCUUGUUGUGGACACUCAUGGUCUCAGUAGCGUCUCUCACGACCACGGGGACGGCAGAACACGUUCUUCACCAGGAAGUUUCCACACCACCCGGAGGAGUCUCUGCAGACCACAAACCUGAUGGGACUACACUCAGAACGGGGACUUUUAAAGACUCUCCAGAAGCAGCUGGCAGAACAUCAAACGAGGGGACUAUCUCCGGGACACAACCUACAGACGGUCAUCAGUCGUCUAGACCUUCUCUGGCAACGUCACCCAUCAUGGAGUUGGAAAGGAAUUCUACUCCAGUCUUGAUCCGAAACCACAGUCCUGAUCGGAUGUCCACGCCGCAGACUCCUGAACCGUUGACCACAUCAGACUCAACCCAAAACCUCAGCAGUCCUCCAGUUACUCAGACAACAGCCACAAGAAGUCUGAUCUCCACACCAGAGUCUCCUGAACCAUUGUUGUCCAACUCCGUCUCAGGCUUUGGGACAACUGGAGGAACAUCGACUGAUCUGAUGUCCACACCACAGCAUCCUGAACCGUUGACCACCUCAGGCUCAUCCCAAACCCUCAGCAGUCCUACAGCCACAAAAGGCUGGAUCUCCACACCAGAGUCUACCCAUCCGUCACUGUCCAACUCCCUCACCUCAGAGUCAUCCCAAAACAUCAGCAGUCCUUCAGUUUCUGAGACUACAGCCACAAAAGGCUGGAUCUCCACACCAGAGUCUACCCAUUCGUCACUGUCCAACUCUCUCACAUCAGAGUCAUCCCAAAACAUCAGCAGUCCUUCAGUUUCUGAGACUACAGCCACAAAAGGCUGGAUCUCUACACCAGAGUCUACCCAUUCGUCACUGUCCAACUCCCUCACCUCAGAGUCAUCCCAAAACAUCAGCAGUCCUUCAGUUUCUGAGACUACAGCCACAAAAGUCUGGAUCUCCACACCAGAGUCUACCGAACCGUCUCUGUCCAACUCCCUCACCUCAGACUCAACCCAAAACCUCAGCAGUCCUUCAGUUUUGGAGAUUACGAGAAGCAGCCCGAUCUCCACACCAGAUCCUGAACCAUCAAGUCCCAUCACUGAGUCAUCUGCAGAACCAUCGAGGUCCAUCAGUUCCUCGUCUCCCACCAACUUCCCAGUAACCACGAGUACUCCACUUUGCGUCCCCUCCAAGGACCGACCCAGCAAGGAGGAGCAGUCCUGCUCCACCCGUGGCGUAGUCAAGCCCUGCCUCAUCGCCAUUGCCUUCCUGGCGGGGCUGGCCACCUUCUUCAUGGUGUCCACCAUCGUCCUCUGCACCAAGCUGUCCACCAAGAAGUACCAAGUGAGGAGAGCCAAAAAGGCGGACACGGAGAUGACCUUCAUGUCGACGCUCCUGCCGGAAAGGUACUACGCGGGCGUGCGGCAGCGCAGUCCGCCGGUGACUAACGGGGUCCGCGUGAUCCCCAGCUUGGGGGACAGCGAUGAGGACGCGAGCGAUAAUCUCACACUCAGCAGCUUCCUGCCAGAAAGUGAUCGCUUUGUGUAGACGCACAUCAAACACAGACCUCUUGGAUGGAGGCGGAGCUUCAUGGUGCAGAUCUACAGCCUGCUUCCAUGCACCAUCACUUCAUCACACCACCUGUACUCAUGCAUCGUGGAAGAGCUCCAGCACUCCUGUCAUAUAGAUGAUCUUUGACUCGCCCUUUUGGAAAUUGGUCCUUAAAAACAGCAAAGCCCUCCUGUUGUAUAAAUCGUCCUGUUAUAUAAAUCGUCUUUGAGUAAUGUUUUUUGUAUACUGUAAGUCUUUAAAAAUAAAACUCCUGUCAUUUGGAGGAUCUUUGACAAGUGUU